AUGCACCACCUUGAAGGUCCCUGGGCGGCGGCAGAUAGUUCCAGGCGCCCGCCGUACAGUUCGGAGCCAUCGGACCUCUCAAGAGACGACCAGAGACCGCUAAUAAAUGUGCGGUCCGGCGACUCAACGGAGACCCGCACCGAACUGCCAGAGUCCGAGCAACCCCCCACACCGAAGAGCUCCGUGACCGCCGAGCCCAGCGCGGCCCUCAUCUCCGGCGAUCCGAGAAUUGCCUAUAAAAAGCUUGCCAACACGGACCGGGACUCGACCGAGUCACCCCGUCACGCCGGGUGGGACUACACGUCAGGAAGAACAGAUACAAAGUCCCAUCUGUCCCACAAGGAAUCCGGCCUUGCUCCUCCUGGCCCCAAGCAGCCAUGGACUUCGUCCCUCAUGGGCUGGCUACCCGAGCUGCUGUGGUCCAUCAUAAGCAUCGCCUCCGUCGCCGCCCUCGCGGGAGUCUUGUCCCGGUUCGACGGCCAACGGCUGCCCGAGUGGCCCCUGGGGCUGACGAUCAACGCGCUCAUCGCCUUUCUCGCGACGCUGGCGCGGGCCGCGUUCGUCAUCCCGGUUUCCGAGAGCCUGUCGCAGCUGAAAUGGCUUUGGUAUCGCAAGGAGAGGCCUUUGGAGGACUUUCAGGACUUUGACUCGGCGAGUCGAGGGCCGUGGGGGAGUAUCCAGUUGUUGAAGACGACCAGGGGUUGGUCCCCGAGUCUCAUCGCCACGAUCGUCAUGAUCACGGCAAUCUUCACCUCGACCUUGACGCAGUCUGCCGUGACGUACCCCGUCCGUCUUGCGCGCGUAGACGGAGAUGCCACGGUAGCCAGGUCCACGUCGUACUUUUUCAGUACUUCCAAUCUCUUCUCCGGAAUGAACCAGCAACACUAUGUCCAACAAUCCAUAUUCGAAGGCCUGAGCUACGAUCACACCCAAGAAUUCCCCCUCAGCCCGGCCCGCUGCCCCACAAGCGAAUGCCAGUGGGACGCCUACAGCUCACUGAGUAUCUGCGCCAAGUUCUGGAACAUCUCGGAGUCGCUAAACGUCACCACCAAGAAGAGGCCAACCGGCGGCCCCUUGGUACUCGUCUCGCUCCCCAACGGGCUGUCAGCGAACUUGAGCGAGCCUCACUAUGGCCUCGUCAACCUGAGGGGCACGAGCGAGCCGAUUGCCUCGGACGUAGACCCCGAGGCGGCGCUGUUCAAUUUUACGGUAAUCUACUCCCUGCGGGAGGGGAAUGAUGACACGAUCGGUGCCGUGGAGGCUGUGCUGUAUUUUUGUGCCAAGACGUAUACUCUCUCGUUCACGGGCAACAUCGAGUCGCGCGAGGUCCUCGAUGUCACGUUGGAGGUUGAGCCGGGCUCCAUCACGUUCCCGACCGGCCAGGUACGGGACGACUUGCCGGCGAUACGAGAUCCUCUCAACCCCGAGGGCGGCAAUUUCCCCUACGGCGGUACGGGGCUCGGUGCGAUGCGGGAGAGUCUGGCGUACGCGCUCAACGGGUCGUAUGCGGACCUAAGCGGGAUCCAGAGUACACUCGGCCUGGCGCCGGCUCGGUACUGGGCGGCGUUGCAGUAUGGCGCCAAGACCUUGGAGGCGCAGGGGCGGAUGAACGUCUCGCAGGAGGUUGUGAUCAAAGAGUCUGUUGCGAAUAUUACGAAUAAUAUUGCGAGGAGCUUGUCGAACCGGAUUACGGAUGACACCACAAUUGCAAGAGGGAAAGCGCUUGCGGCGGAGACUUUUGUAAAAGUUCGCUGGCCUUGGCUCGCAUUUAUCUCCUGCCAGGUCGCCCUCUCAAUAGUCCUCCUGGCCUUCGCCAUCAUUCAAACAAGGUCGGCGGGGAUCGGCGUGGUGAAGAGCUCUACCCUGCAGGCUAUGGUGGCCAUCAACUCGAAGGAUAAGCAGACCCUCGAGAUUGGACUUGCGCAGAGAAAACACCAGGAAGAGGUUGACGAUAUCGUCAGGAGAGGUCCUGGAAUAGCCUGGAGCUUGGGCAUGACUGAUAGGGGAUGGAGUCUACGUAUUUGA
Molecule: messenger RNA, 2025 nt
Organism: Colletotrichum orchidophilum
Lineage: Eukaryota; Fungi; Ascomycota; Sordariomycetes; Glomerellales; Glomerellaceae
Exons: 4
Coding region: 1-2025 (674 amino acids)
Source: RefSeq, a predicted model, not a curated record